This is a messenger RNA of Vanderwaltozyma polyspora DSM 70294, 717 nucleotides long. It is a transcript of the gene THG1, whose product is annotated as tRNA guanylyltransferase. The coding region runs from base 1 to 717 and encodes 238 amino acids. The record is from RefSeq and is a predicted model, not a curated record. Gene Ontology annotation, biological process: tRNA modification. Gene Ontology annotation, molecular function: magnesium ion binding; tRNA guanylyltransferase activity. NCBI's taxonomy places the organism in Eukaryota, Fungi, Ascomycota, Saccharomycetes, Saccharomycetales, Saccharomycetaceae. The transcript has a single exon.
AUGGCAAACUCAAGAUUCGAAUAUGUUAAACAAUUCGAAACUCAUGAUACUCUAUUACCACAGACCUAUAUAGUUGUAAGAAUUGAUGGUAAAAAAUUUCAUGAGUUUUCUAAAUUCUAUGAUUUUGCUAAACCCAAUGAUGAAAGAGCUUUAAAAUUGAUGAACGCUUGUGCUAAGAAUGUUGUAUUACACUAUAAAACUGAUAUGAUAGUAGCAUUUGGUGAAAGUGAUGAAUAUUCAUUUAUAUUAAAAAAGGAUACCACUCUAUAUAGACGAAGAUCAGAAAAGCUCUCCACCCUCUUCGUUUCUUUAUUCACUUCGAAUUAUGUUGCAUUAUGGCCAAAAUUCUUUCCAGAUACUCCACUAAACCAUAAGUAUCUACCAUUUUUUGAUUCCAGAUGUGUAGUAUAUCCUAAUAUCCAAAUUAUCAAGGACUAUCUAAGUUGGAGAUUCGUCGACACCCAUAUCAAUAACUUAUACAAUACUGCAUUUUGGCAAUUGAUCCAAAUAUGUGGGUUAACUGCCCAAGAGGCUGAGAAAAAGUUAAUGGGUACAUUCAGCAAUGAUAAACAAGAGAUUUUAUUCACUGAAUGUGGUAUAAACUAUAAUAACGAACCAGAAAUGUACAAGAAAGGUUCAUUGAUCACUAGAAAGGGUGAAAUUUUGCAUAUUGAUGUCAUUAAACAAAUUAACGAACUAUUUGUUGGCUUUGAAUAA